Molecule: messenger RNA, 1146 nt
Organism: Bipolaris victoriae FI3
Lineage: Eukaryota; Fungi; Ascomycota; Dothideomycetes; Pleosporales; Pleosporaceae
Exons: 3
Coding region: 1-1146 (381 amino acids)
Biological process (GO): epoxide metabolic process
Molecular function (GO): epoxide hydrolase activity
Source: RefSeq, a predicted model, not a curated record
AUGUCUUACUCUCCACCAGACUCGGCCAAGCCAUUUACGCUCAACAUCUCCGACCAGGACCUGUCCGAGUGGAGACAGCUUCUCCAGCUCUCCAGGCUUCCGCCAGACACAUGGGAGGGGCGGCAAGAAGACCGUCGCUUUGGUGUAACACGCAAAUGGCUUUCCGAGACGAAGGAUUACUGGCUUAGCCAAUAUGACUGGCGUGCUGCUGAAAGGCAUAUCAACUCUUUCCCGAAUUAUAAGAUGCAGAUUGAAGAUGUCGAUUUGCAUUUUGUCGCUCUCUUCUCUGAGAAGAAGGAUGCAAUUCCUAUAAUACUCAUGCAUGGAUGGCCUGGCAGCUUCAUCGAGUUCCUGCCCAUACUCAGCAUUGUAAAAAAAAAGUAUUCGACCAAGGAUUUGCCGUACCACAUCGUGGUGCCGUCAUUGCCCGGCUACACUCUUAGCACGAUACAAUCUCACGAUAAGCAGUGGGACCUCGAGGAUUCCAGUCGUGUCAUGAAUCAGCUCAUGCUGAACCUAGGGUUUAACAAAUAUCUUGGUCAGGGAGGAGACGUGGGGCAUUUCACGGCGCAAAUCCUGGCUAGAGAACAUGAGGCGUGCGUUGGAAUACACUUGAACAUGAUUGCUUCUCUUCCCAACCCGGACGAGAACACGGUUAUGGAUGAAGUAGAACGAGAGACGCUUGGCCGUGCCCAGAAGUGGAUCACGACUGGCAUAGGCUAUGCUCUCGAACACGGCACCAGGCCGGGCACCAUUGGAAGCGUCGUGGCGUCGAACCCAUUGGCGAUGUUGGCAUGGAUCGGGGAGAAGAUGCUGGAAUGGUCAGAUGAAGAUCCAUCGCUCGAUGAGAUUCUGACCAACAUUUCCUUGUACUGGUUUUCCGGUUGCUUCCCGUCGUGCCUUGGUGUUUACCGCCAGUAUUUUGGGGGUGCCCCGAUUCCGAAAUGGAAGUUCACUGAGAAACCUUUGGGCUAUUCAUUCUUCCGGUUCGAGCUGGGGGUGGCAGUCAAGAGCAUUCUGGAAAAGGAGACGAAUCUGGUCUUCUACCAGCGGCACGAACGGGGCGGGCACUUUGCGGCUCUGGAGCGGCCGGCAGAUCUGUGGGAGGAUAUUGAGGGGUUUGUUAGCAAGGCCUGGAAGGUAUGA